Messenger RNA from Ornithorhynchus anatinus (platypus), 968 nucleotides. RefSeq names its product outer dense fiber of sperm tails 1 (gene ODF1). The transcript is spliced from 2 exons. The record is from RefSeq and is a predicted model, not a curated record. Gene Ontology annotation, cellular component: outer dense fiber. The coding region runs from base 128 to 778 and encodes 216 amino acids. Lineage: Eukaryota; Metazoa; Chordata; Mammalia; Monotremata; Ornithorhynchidae.
CGUCGAAUAGCCGAACCAUGCAUCUCUUUCUUUUUAUAGGAAACAUCUGAGAAGAGCUUAGAAGAAAUUUUUUCCUCCCGGGUGCUAUGUAACAAAUGCGCUCGCAGACCAGUAAGGUGUGACCAAAAUGACUGCACUGACUUGUCUCUUAGACAAGAUAAAAAGGGAAAUUAGGGAAGUGGACCGAGGACUAAGACAUUUGCGAUGUCUAGCAGAGGUGAACGCGCGUUGCCUGUGCAGUGUAUAUCUGCAUCCUUUCUGCACUUGUAGAGUCCACCCAUUUCCCUUCUGCCUGUGUGGUACCCGCCGAUAUUCACACCUCUGUUGCCUGUGUGAUCUAUAUCCAUACUGCUUGUGUGACAGACAUCACUACUGUCCAUUUCGACCAUCACUCAGAAGUCUGGAGAGGAGAACCUGUCGAUUCCUACAGGAGGAAAAGAGAGAACUGGCUAAGCUGAGAAGACAAACAAAUAGGAUGCUGGUAGGAGACCUCGACAGGAGUAGCGUUUUAGCAUCGGUGGAUAUGUGUGAAUUUGAACCGGAUCAAGUGAAAGUCAAAGUGAAAGACGGGAAGGUGUCCGUGUCGGCAGAACGGGAGAACACAUACGAGUGUCUUGGAUCAAAGAAUUACAGCUACAUGAACAUCUGCAAGGAGUUCAAUUUACCUCCAGGGGUGGAUGAGAAGGAUGUGAUCUAUUCUUUCGGAACUGAUAAUGUAGUGAAGAUAGAAACUCUAUGUGAACUUCCAGGAUAUUAUGAAAGGAAGAUGAUACUGUAAAGACAUACAGGCAGUAGGACAUACAGACGAUAGGCUGGUUUAUAGUAGUGUUUAUUACAAGGCAAUAUUCUCAUGGAGAGUGUUUUAAUGAUGGUGCCUAUUGCCAGUGUUUAGACAGCUCUUCUGGUGAUUUCUCUCCUCAGUUUUGGAGAUAGAGUCAGUAGGCUACAUAUAAAGGAAAAUUGCAAAA